Messenger RNA from Cynara cardunculus var. scolymus (artichoke), 963 nucleotides. RefSeq lists its product as uncharacterized. The transcript has a single exon. NCBI's taxonomy places the organism in Eukaryota, Viridiplantae, Streptophyta, Magnoliopsida, Asterales, Asteraceae. Gene Ontology annotation, cellular component: chloroplast thylakoid membrane. Gene Ontology annotation, biological process: response to photooxidative stress; photosystem I assembly. The coding region runs from base 1 to 963 and encodes 320 amino acids. The record is from RefSeq and is a predicted model, not a curated record.
AUGUCGAAUGAGAUGACCAACCAUACCCUACAGAAAGAGAGACAGAUUUCAGUUGAUCCAAUUUCCAUGAAAGAAAUCGUCGAAUAUCCAACUUUAGGGUUACAGAAACCUUGGCCCGCCAAUAAGCCAUUGAAUUCGAUACCAAAAAAGAACAAGUUUCUUAGCACCAGCCUCCCAAAUUCAGCUUGUUCGUCUCCUCGUGGGGUUGUGCCAAAGACGAAAGGCGUCAAAGAUCACGAUCAAGAACUCGAAACUUCCCUACCCCAUCAACACUCCGUGGCUCUCUCUCGUUUUCUUUGGCUUCGCGAGAACCACUUGCAACGAAGCAAGUCUUGUGGCGAAGGGAGACCGUCCGGAGCCUAUGAUGAGUUUGACAUCUGCCGUACUACUACGAGCAUAAUUAACACUAACAGUGUUAGUGCCGGUAGCACGCCUAGAGGUCAAACCACGUCAAAUGGUGAUCAGUACAAAAGAAUCACCGAAACGAAGACACGUAACGAGGAUGAUUUCAAAUGUGGAGCUCUUUGCUUGUUCUUGCCAGGGUUCGGCAAGGGUAAGCCCGUGAGAAGCAGACGAGAGGGACGAGAAGAAAUCGGGCACGUGAUCUCUCAACGGGUGUCUCUCGAGAAAUUCGAAUGUGGAUCUUGGAGGUCAUCAGGGAUUCUAAAUGUUGAUGGUGGCGGGAGUGGUCGUUCAUCGAACCGCUACUUCGAUUUGCCAUUGGAACUGAUACAAAGCAGUGGGAACGAUGCUAGUUUGCCGGUGAGUUCAGCCUUUGUGUUCGACAAGGAUGUGAAAGGAGUUUUGAAGUCGACAAAAGAAAGGAAAUCAAACGAUUGUCGUAGUCGUCACGUACGGUUUUCGACAUCUUCGCCAACCACAUCACCGUCUCCGUGCAUCACACCCCGCAUGCGCAAGGCUCGAGACGACUUCAAUUCAUUUUUAGAAGCUCAAAACGCUUAA